AUGGAAAAGAACGACGUAUCAGAAGACCUGUCCGAUUGGGAGCACAUACAGUUGAACAAUAACAACUCAAAUCACACCAAAGGCUCAAAUUUUCCUCCAAGUGAUCAUGAAGACUUGCCUGUCUCCACUCCACGCAACAGCGAACAAGUCCACGAGCCACGGCCAUUUUUGUCACCUGAUGGCGAUGGCGAUAGAAAAGAUGGAGUCGACAGGGUGGAAAAAGAUGUUAACCAAUCGAAAAGAUUGCAUUUGGGAGUCUUGAAUUCGGGUCUUUUUCGGAUAUUUCUUAAGAUAAAAAAAUUAGAUUGCUUUAAGGUUGGAUUGUGGACAGUGUCUGGAGUUGCAGCAGUUGUUUUAGUGUCCUUGUUGCAUAGGCGAGCGUUGAAACGGUGGAAAUCAAUGAAGAUGGAGCAUAAGGAGUACCUAUUACUUCUCAUCAAAGAAAAAGACCAGAAAAUAAAUCAACUUUUGCUCCGAAUUGCCCAAAUGAAUGAUAUUUUACUAGCGUGCCGAAAAGUUCCAGUUCUUCGAGUUAAUUGA
Fraxinus pennsylvanica is the source of this 540-nucleotide messenger RNA. The record is from the annotation of a GenBank genome assembly. Lineage: Eukaryota; Viridiplantae; Streptophyta; Magnoliopsida; Lamiales; Oleaceae.